Amblyraja radiata (thorny skate) is the source of this 11767-nucleotide messenger RNA. RefSeq names its product protein TANC2. The record is from RefSeq and is a predicted model, not a curated record. The transcript is spliced from 28 exons. Gene Ontology annotation, molecular function: protein binding. Bases 481 to 6756 code for a protein of 2091 amino acids. Gene Ontology annotation, biological process: regulation of dendritic spine morphogenesis. Lineage: Eukaryota; Metazoa; Chordata; Chondrichthyes; Rajiformes; Rajidae. Gene Ontology annotation, cellular component: dendritic spine.
AGAAAGGGAUUUUUCAAAUGCAGGUAUAUUUUUUGAAGUAAAUUGCAGAUCAAAUCCAGGAGCUAUUGAGCUUCUAAUUAAUACCAUGAUCCUUCCUGCACUUGACACUGACUGAGCUGUUGAUGUUGAAAGCCCAUAUCUUAUCUUUGUACCACAUUGUCCACUCUGUUAAAAUUGUUUGUGAUAUUUAACUAUUUGUAGGUCAGAAAGUUUGCUUGUCUUUGAUUGUUGUCAAUUCAUACAAUUUUGUAAUCCAACUCUUCAUAGUUAUUGUUAAGUUCCUUUCAACCUAUAGAUUCCUGGACAUUGCUUUUCGUGCUGUUAUAAUGGGUGUAUGAGAAAUUUUAGAAAGAACAUUAUCAUGAUAAGGAUAUUCACCCACAGAACCUUUCAACAAAGGAAGACAGGCACACCUGAAAAGUAAACAAUUUCUUGACAAUCCAGUGAGUUUUCCACCGUGACCAACAUCAAAACCAUAUAAUGGAUAGUGGGAACGAGGAACAAUCAGAUCGGAGGCAAACAAUCAUAGAUUCUCGGCAGAACCGGUUUGAACAAGGUGGGUCCAAUACAGAAAACGACUGUGCUUUUGAACCAGAUUACGCUGUCCCGUCUCUCCCAGUUUCGGAAGGAAUGCAGCAUAUUCGGAUAAUGGAAGGAAUGUCCCGCUCCCUCCCCUCUUCUCCACUACUCACACACCAAUCUAUCAGUGUCCGUCUUCAACCUGUGAAGAAAUUAACAGCCCCCCUGAGGAAGGCGAAGUUUGUGGAAAGCCCUCGAGUCCCAGAGUCGGAGCUCAGUUCCCCAACCAGAACCACAGCCAAGAAGCCAGACUUGGAUGCUUUCUGCCCUGGUGAUUCAGAACAGGAACUUGGACCGCCACCCUCUGUGGAUGAGGCUGCAAGUACACUAAUGACACGACUAGGCUUUCUGUUGGGAGAUAAAGCCUCAGAAGUACAGACAGACACAGAAUACAGCAUGGAUGAACAGGAUGAAAAUCAGACAUCUGCAGAGACUCAGCGUAUCAGCCCCUGCUCCACUUUGACCAGCAGUACUGCGUCCCCACCUGCGAACAGUCCCUGUUCUACACUACCACCAGUUAGUACUUCGGCAACCGUUAAGGAUUGCUCUUAUGGAACUGUCACCAGCCCAACGUCUACACUGGAGAGCAGGGACAGUGGUAUUAUUGCAACUUUGACAAGUUAUUCAGAAAAUGUGGACCGUACCAAAUACAGCGGGGAAAGUGGGAAAGAAUCAAGUUCCAGAGCAAACAUUAAACCAUGGCAUGGUCAGAAAUCUGCUAUGGACUCCUGUUUAUAUCGAGUGGAUGAAAAUAUAUCUGGCUCCACGUUCAGCUUGAAUAAAUUCCCAGAAAGGAACUUGGAGACUGUCUCAUCUCAAUCUGUUCACUCAAUACCGCUCUACCUAAUGCCUCGACCAAAUUCUGUAGCAGCUACAAGCUCUGCCCAUCUGGAGGACCUGGCUUAUCUGGAUGAACAGCGCCACACACCCUUGAGGACAUCUCUGCGAAUGCCAAGGCAGCAUGUAACAGGAGGCCGAACCCCCCAGGACCUGAGAGCCUCCACUAAUGCCCAUGCUUGGCACACUCAUUCACUACGCUUUGCACCAUACAGACCUCCAGACAUCUCCUUGAAGCCACUUUUGUUUGAAGUACCCAGCAUCACCACAGAUUCGGUGUUCAUUGGGCGAGAUUGGCUCUUCCAUGAGAUAGAUACACAGUUAAAAUGUAGUAAUCCCAGUGUGAACAGAGGAGUAGUGAUCAUUGGGAAUAUUGGAUUUGGAAAAACAGCCAUCAUCUCAAGACUGGUCGCCCUCAGCUGCCAUGGAUCUCGCAUGAGGCAGAUUGCAUCUGAUAGUCCACAUGCAUCACCAAAGCAUGUAGAAAGCAGCAGAGAUCUACCACUUACCCAGCCAUCUCAAGGACAUCCAUCCAUCUCCAGUGGCAGUUGUCCAAGCACACCUGAACUACGUCGGCGUCAGGAGGAAGCCAUGAAAAGACUGGCCACUCAGGUGGUAGCAUACCAUUACUGCCAAGCAGACAACGCCUACACCUGCUUAGUUCCAGAGUUUGUACACAAUGUGGCAGCUCUCCUUUGCCGAUCACCCCAGCUUGUGGCCUAUAGGGAGCAGCUUCUUCGAGAACCACAUUUACAGAGUAUGCUCAGCUUACGAUCUUGUGUUCAAGAUCCUAUGGCAUCAUUUCGAAGAGGAGUCCUGGAACCACUUGACAACUUACGUAAAGAGCGAAAAAUUGCAGAUGAAGAUUACAUCGUCUUAAUCGAUGGGCUAAAUGAAGCAGAGUUCCACAAACCAGAUUAUGGGGACACGAUUGUGUCAUUUCUCACUAAAAUGAUUGGAAAAUUCCCAUCAUGGCUGAAGUUGAUAGUGACAGUUCGCACAACUCUUAAGGAAGUGGCCAAACUUCUUCCAUUCCAUAAGAUCUAUCUGGACAAAAUGGAAGUGAAUGAGGCAAUAGAUCAGGAUUUGCAAGCCUAUAUUCUUCAUCGAAUUCACAGCAGUCCUGAAAUCCAGAAUAACAUCUCCCUUAAUGGUAAAAUGGACAACGCAACGUUUGGGAAGCUCAGUACUCAUCUCAAAGCUUUGAGCCAAGGAUCGUACCUCUACUUAAAACUGACUUUUGACUUGAUUGAGAAAGGAUAUUUGGUGCUUAAGAGUUCAAGCUAUAAAGUAGUACCUGUUUCCCUUGCUGAGGUCUAUCUCUUGCAGUGCAACAUGAAAUUCCCUACACAGUCCUCAUUUGAACGAGUGCUACCACUUCUGAAUGUAGCUGUGGCAUCCUUGCAUCCAAUGACAGAUGACCAGCUUUACCAGGCAAUCAAUGCUGGCAAUAUUGAUGGGAGCCUUGAAUGGGAGGACUUUCAACAAAGACUGGACAAUCUUUCUAUGUUUCUGAUAAAACGGAGGGAUAUGACACGGAUGUUUGUUCAUCCAUCCUUCCGAGAAUGGCUAAUAUGGAGAGAGGAUGGAGAGAAGACAAAGUUCCUCUGUGAUCCCAGGAGUGGCCACACAUUGCUGGCAUUUUGGUUCUCUCGUCAAGAAGGCAAACUGAACCGGCAGCAGACCAUUGAGCUGGGACACCACAUUCUUAAAGCUCAUAUUUUCAAGGGUCUGAGCAAAAAGGUUGGAGUUUCAUCCUCCAUUCUGCAAGGGUUGUGGAUAUCUUACAGUACAGAAGGGCUGUCCACAGCAUUGGCAUCUUUACGCAAUUUAUACACUCCAAAUAUCAAGGUGAGUCGUUUGCUUAUUUUGGGUGGUGCCAAUGUGAAUUACCGGACUGAAGUAUUGAACAACGCCCCGAUACUCUGCGUUCAGGCCCACCUUGGUAACUCGGACAUGGUUGCACUCCUGCUAGAGUUUGGAGCGAAUGUGGAUGCCUGCUCAGAGAGUGGACUGAUUCCUUUGGGAUAUGCAGCUGCUUCUGGCCACCUCACUGUUGUUCAUCUACUGUCCAAAAAGCAUGCAAAGGUGGACCACUUGGAUAAGAAUGGGCAGUGCGCCUUAGUCCAUGCAGCGCUGCGUGGCCACUUGGAAAUUGUUAAGUUUCUGAUCCAGGCCGACUGGACACUGGCAGGGCAACAGCAGGGUGUGUUUAAAAAGAGUCAAGCAGUUCAACAGGCACUUAUAGCUGCAGCAAGCAUGGGAUAUACUGAGAUUGUCUCUUAUUUAUUGGAUCUGCCAGAAAAAGAUGAAGAAGAAGUGGAACGAGCUCAGAUUAACAGUUUUGAUACCCUUUGGGGAGAAACAGCACUGACUGCUGCAGCUGGACGUGGAAAGCUUGAAGUGUGCAGACUGCUUUUGGAACAAGGAGCAGCAGUGUCGCAGUCUAACAGGCGAGGGAUUGUCCCGUUGUUCAGUGCAGUGAGACAAGGACACUGGCAGAUAGUGGAUUUGCUAUUAACUCACGGUGCGGAUUCAAACAUGGCCGAUAAGCAGGGUAGGACCCCACUAAUGAUGGCAGCAUCUGAAGGGCAUCUGGACACAGUGGAAUUCUUGCUUGCUCAAGGAGCAGCACUUUCACUAAUGGAUAAGGAGGGAUUGACUGCCCUCAGCUGGGCAUGUCUGAAGGGACACUUGCCUGUAGUUCAGUCCUUAGUAGAAAGAGGUGCUGCAACAGAUCAUGCAGAUAAAAAUGGACGGACACCUCUUGAUCUUGCUGCAUUUUAUGGUGAUGCAGAUGUUGUGCAAUACCUUGUGGAUCAUGGAGCAAUGAUUGAACACGUGGACUACAGCGGAAUGAGACCUCUGGACAGAGCAGUGGGGUGCCGCAAUACAGCAGUGGUGGUCACCCUUCUGAAGAAAGGAGCCAAGAUAGGUUGCCAAACACUCCCAAGUCGUCCUCGAGGUCCAGCGACGUGGGCAAUGGCCACUUCAAAACCGGACAUCAUGAUCAUCCUCUUGAGCAAGCUGAUGGAAGAAGGAGACAUGUUUUACAAGAAAGGAAAAGUGAAGGAAGCAGCACAACGAUACCAAUACGCGUUGAAGAAAUUCCCACGAGAAGGAUUUGGAGAAGAUUUAAAAACGUUUCGGGAGUUGAAAGUGUCCCUAUUCCUGAACCUCUCACGAUGUCGGAGAAAAAUGAAUGUAUGUCCAAUGGCCUCUUUGGAUUUUGGAAUGGCAGAGGAGUUUGCAACCAAAGCACUGGAGCUGAAACCCAAGGCAUAUGAAGCAUAUUAUGCCAGAGCUAGAGCAAAGCGAAGCAGCAGGCAGUUUCCAGCAGCCCUGGAAGAUUUGCAUGAGGCUGUGAAGCUUUGCCCGAAUAACCGUGAGAUACAACGCUUGUUGAUACGGGUAGAAGAGGAAUUCAGGCAGUUGCAAUACAGCCAGCCAUUACAAUAUGGACAACCACAACAACAGCAACAACAACAACAACAACAACAGCAGCAGCAGCAGUCACAGCAACAACAGCAACAGACUCAGCAAGAAGACUUAGACUCAAUGCAUGAAAUUUAUGAUGAGGAAUAUUUGGAGCAGGAGUUGGACAAUGUCUCCGUUGGCUUACAGAAUGAAACAAGACCUAGCCAAGGGCUGCCUGUUAUCCAGAGUCCACCACCUUCCCCGGCCCACCAUGAACCCACCUACAGAUCCAGCUCGCCUCUCAACUCCCACCAGGUUUUUGACUACAGACCAAACCCUUCCAUCUCCUCCCCCACUCGGCAGGGGUACCAAUCCACAUCGCCAUCAAUUUCUCCUACCCACCAGAAUUCUCAUUAUCGGCCUAGCCCUCCGCCCACCUCCCCUGCUCAUCAGGGCUCUUCGUACCGCUUUAGCCCGCCUCCUGUAAGUGGCCCAAACAAAGAUUACCAGUCAAGUCCCCCUCCUUCUCCACUACGUAGGGCCCCGCAGUACAGAGCUAGUCCUCCUGCAGAUAGUAUGAGUGUAUAUAGGUCUCAGUCUGGCUCCCCAGUCCGAUAUCAGCAAGAAACCUCAAUAGGCCAGCUUCCUGGUAGGCCAAAGUCUCCUUUGUCUAAAAUGGCCCAAAGACCCUAUCAAUUAUCUCAACCUCCAUCCGGUCUACCCCAACAAGGGCUUAGGUUACAACCAGCCAAAGCUCAAAUUGUUCGCACCAAUCAGCCCAGCUCUGCGGUCCACUCUAGUAUUGUUAUACUUGGUGGAUCCUAUAACCAGGGACCUCACUCCAUGAGUACCAAACAUCAGUCUUCAGUUGAUAUGGCUCCUACUCAAAGUCGCCUGGUAUAUCAGCCUAUAAUGGGUGGAGUGGUAGCUGACAGCAGACCCGUCCAGCAUGUGCAGGCCAGUCUGAGUGCAGGUGCAAUCAGCAAUGUUUGUCAACAUCCUGGAUCAGUGAUGACCAAAGAGGAUCACAGUCAACGACCUUCUUCAGCCUUUCGAGGAGGAGUGAGGUAUGGCCAGACCCCUCAGAUUGGUCGCAGUCAGUCUGCGUCAUAUUAUCCUGUAUCUCAUUCCAAGCAUGAAUUGGAAAGAUCUUCUGUUCCAUCUAGCCAGAUUUCAUCUCCAGAUGUAUCUCACAUGAUCAGGAGGGCACUCACCGUGAAUCCUCCAGAGAUCAAACCUCACCCACCAACUCCCCGACCACUGCUCCAUUCCCAAAGCACUGGCCUUCGUUUCUCCCCCUCUAACAAUAGCCUUUCUUCGAGCUCUAAUGUUGUGUCAUCAUUUCGACCUUCUGCUUCCAUCCAACAGAUGGAGAUUCCAAUAAAACCCUCCUAUGAAAGCCGAUCCAAUGAAGAACAGUCUCCCAUCUCUCCAACACAGGGUUACCCUGGAGACUCUGGUCGUUCAAGGACCACACCUUUCAUGGGGAUCAUAGAUAAAACAGCUCGGACACAGCAAUACACCCACAUGCACCAGCAGAGCCGAACGUGGGCUGUGUCCUCUGUUGACACUGUCAUCACCAGCCCCACCUCCUCUGGAGGAAUGUCCCCUCAAUCCGCCUCCUACAGCCCACCCCCAGUUAGUAAUAUUGCUUUUUUCAAUAAGACUAACAAUGCCCAAAAUGGUCACCUGCUUGAGGAGGACAUGUGUAUCCCCCAUGGGAAGCUGACCAAUGGAUCCCGGGGAGAGAUUUUGGAGAGAGUUAGUCAAACUCCCUCGUAUCCAGAUGUAAAAGUGGCCAGAACGCUGCCUGUUGCACAGGCAUAUCAGGACAGCAUAUAUCGGCAGCUUUCCAGAGACUCACGACAAGGGCCAACAUCACCUUUAAAACCAAAGAGACCAUUCGUAGAGUCAAAUGUAUAAAGGCAAUCCUCUAGAUUCUAAAUCCCAUGUUGUGAGCCACUGCAGAAGUAUAAUAGCAGAUCUGCUAUUGUAUCUCCUGCACAUGGAGCCACACGGUGCACUGUGCAAUGAAGCUGCUUCCACUUGCAUUCGAAAUACGCCAGAGGAAAAGAAACUGUAGUGGGUUUAGUUUUAUUUCGUUACUGAAUUCUUUGUUGUUUCUAACUUUUCUACCAAAUGUACAGAAGUUUAAAUGUUGGGGAAAGAGACAUGAAAUCAAACUCAAAGUGUGAAUGGUUAAGUGACGAAUGCUAGACUAAUCCAUUAUCAGGUCAGCUCACCUUUUUACUUUACAUAGGUAUAGUUAAAAUGUACAAUGAGCAAUUUUAAUUGGACUUUUUAAGGAAGUCUGACACACAAAUUACAAUACGGUGCAGAUAAUGACAUUUAUUUUCAAAGACAAUGCUGUGAUUUGUACAACUUGUAAUCAAUUUACUAUAAUUUAUACAUAAUGGGCGCAUUACACAGAACUGUCGGUCUGUUUCCAAAACCUCAAGCACUAAUCUGCAUAAAAAUCAAUUCUCAGCACCAGCAUGGGAUUAGAAAUAUUCUACCUUCAGAGAUAAACAGUGUUUGUUUCAGCUGCAAGGUUAUUCUGUUUAAUACUGUAAAUGUUGUAUGAAGUUUUGCUCUCUACAGACCUGUAGUUAUUAAUAUUUAAGAAUAUUUUAAGUUAAGUCAACUUGUAUAGGGUAACAUUUUUCUAAACUUUAUUUUAAACCAGGUGCAACAAUUGCUGAAUUGAUGUGAAUACAAGGGGACAUUCCCAAACUGUAGAGCUGAUUAUCCCUGGCAUUCUCCUGCUCCUUCACUAUUUCUUGGGCAGAAAGGCUGUGGGAACCCAGAUAAAGGGAAUAGACACCAUUUCUCUGGUGUUCCCAGGGCUAUUCGCUUCUACUCUUGAGCAACUACACCUGCAUUGAUGCUUUUCAUGGUCUAUUGGCCAACCUCUCCACCUCUUUCAUUGUGCUGCCCCAUCUCACCUACAAAUAAAUCUGUUAGGUUGCCAGCAAUGGAACACUUUCAGAACGGACGCUUGUUCCCUGUCCACCAACAACUGGAAAAAGUUCCUUUAUGUAGAAAUAAGGAACUGCAGAUGCUGGUUUACCAAGAUUUCUUUAUAUUCUACACUAAAUUGCUAAAGUGAAUUUAAAGUAGAUAUUCCCAAUAAAAGAUAGAAUUCUGUUGUAAGUUCCGAUGGUGCUAAAAUGCACCAUCCUCAAAGGAGUAAUUCGAAAAUGCACAAAAGUCUAAGCAGAAUUACUCAGAUAUCCAACUGUAUGGUUUUAAAAUGCCAUUACACAUAUUCAGCAGUAAUCCGCAAUUAGAUUCAAUUGUAUGAAGGCUGCCCACUUGCACACUACUCGUUUCCUGCUCUAUGUUAGUUUCAAUUGUGUACUUUAGAUUUUAUAUUUAAAGUUCCUUUAUAAAUUCCCACUGCACUGCCGUUUUGGGUUGGAAAAAUGUUUCAUGCAGAACCAUGCAGUCCUGAUGUGGUCCGUCGCUCUUGUUAUUUAAGAUGAUAAAAGUUUAACAUUAGGGGUAUCUAAAACACAUUGUACAUAUAUUUAAGUUGGAUUAUUUGUCCCAAUUAACAUUCCUGAUUUUUUUUUCCCAGCCUUAUUCCUAUUUUGUUUUCCAAUAACGCUCCACCUGUUGGUUUUUCAAUCCUUCGCUUUAAAGAGAGAUCGAGUUGUACAUAUCCUGAGUUGAAAUUAGAACCACAAUUGUCAUGAAAUGAACUGCUAUCAAGUUCAUAACUUGGUUUCCUUGUUUCUCCUAAUAUUCCCUGUGGGAAGUGUUUGUCUUCUGCUAAGCAUUAUCUCAUCUCCAGCUCCUCAAAUCUAGAAGUCACUGCUGUCGUACUGCUUCAUUUCUCUGUAUUACUAAUAAGAAUCUUUUGUUCCUACCUUUAUCAUUCUUUUUACUCCUUCCUCUGUUAUAAUUUCCAACUGUAUGAAUUAGCAUGUUGCUCAAUUUUGUUUACAAGAUAGCUUGCUUUUGCUUUUGGAGUCAUCUCUACUUCACUGCCAUUUAAUUCUAGUAAUAUUUGGAAAUGUCCCCCAGAUGCACUUCAGAUAAAUGAAGUUAUAUGAAGAUAUAUUAAGUCAUUUAGCAUUAAAAUACAAAAGGAUAGGCAAAAAAAACACAUCAAUCAUAGUGUGCAGCUCCUUAAUUACACCAUCACAUAUUUCAAGAAAUUGUACUGAAAGUUUGCCAUCCAUAUUUCCUGUAUAUGAGUGCACUUUAUUGUUGAUCUUUAUAUACUGGAUAGAUAAUUGUGAUUAGUGUUCUCAUUAGGAGAUGAACAGUUGUGAUCCUUGAUGUAUUUCACAGGAAAAAAAACAAAAUUCUAAAUUUGUAGCACAAAAGGGUUGCUGUAAAUAAAUGCCACAUUUGGCACUAAUCCAGCAUUCCACAAAUGCACUUCCUUGGAAACUCCAACAGCGCAUAACUUAACUCUCACUUUCACCGUGUAUAUAAUGAACAUAGAGAAGGUACAUAUUGCCUGGAAAUGCACAUAAAAUCAUUUUCUCAUGUGCCUAUAAUAUUUUUGUAGUACAGAAUUCAGUUGUAGAAACUCACCAUUACAUUGAUGAGAGAGGGCCUGCGAUGUAUGAUGGCUUCACCUCACAUUUGCUUAUAAAUCUAGAUUGGAACAGCACAACUAAGAAUGAGUACAUGGAUUUUCUGCUUGUAAAUUAUAUUGGACUGUACUCUAGGCAAAAACAAUUUAUUUGCAAGAGUUAGUGAGAAGAGAAACUACCUAAAACUGCUAGGAAAAUGGAUGCAUUGGAUGGGUCAUUUUCAUAAAGUGUGUGGGGCUAGUAUCACCAGCUAGAAAGAUCACUAUGGAAUUACUGGAAGGCUUAAAGUGGAAAAAUACCAUUUCUUAAUUCUGGCCUAAGUAAAAUGCACAAUCAGGGCCACUCGUUGGGUUAUAUUCUGAAGAAAUCUUGAGCAUGCCUAUUUAUAUCAAUCUGGUUCUCAAAAUCUCUUUGAAGCCUUUUGUUAAUGAUAGAUCAAGCGGCGGUAAUGUAAUUUGGAGUUAAGUUGUGUUGGCUGAAUGUUUCCUUUAGCCUGCAACUUUUAAGAUCACAGAAACUUGCUAACUUUCAUUGUCACGGCAACUCUAUAUUCUUGUUGCCCAUAUCUCUAACUAGCUUAAAGUUAAGAUAUCAAUGUGAAUCCUGUGACUGAAGCGCAGAUCAUCUUGCUAGGUCUUGUGGUUUAUGCUGAACAGAUAGUUGUUGUUUUUGGCUGGACCACGUUGACUGGGUUUCUAUUAUUAUCCAAUUGCAUAACUUGCUGACACAAUGAUCAAUGCAAUGCCACUGCCAACAGAACUAUGGGAAUAACCUUUCAACAGGAAACUGAAACAACUUUAUAGGACUAAAAUUUGAUCCAAUUAUACUCUCUGGCCUAUUUACAGAAUGUUCAAUACUGUGUGAUUUUAUCAUUUACUUUUCAAUUUAUGAUGUUUGAUAUUAAAGUUAUUGAUUGCUCCUGAUGUAAACAGUAACACCAACCCUCAACAACCUUACAAUAUAAAGAGCAUCUUAUUCUAGUGAUGUUUUGAAGCACUCUUUAAAUGUGGCAAAUUAUGAAACAUUAAUGCUUUAUCAUCUUCGAUUUCAAAGAUGCAAGUAUACCCAAAUUAAAUUAAGCACACAUGCUGUAUAUUUAUUGGCCAUUUAGUAGCUUGGUGCAUGGAUAAGUGAGGGUCAUAAAAUCAACGCUGUGUAAACCAACAAAAAUUGUCUUAAAUAUGUUGGUGAACCACCAUGGUUAAAUCAUGUAUUGUGCAGCAUUAAAACUGCAUAAAACAUUCAGGAAUCUACUAUUUUAAAAGUGCCAUGAUUUAAAAAUGUAAUUUAGUGAUUACAUAUCUACAUAUAUCUUACUGAUCUGUUGCUUCUGUCUCUAGUGAUUCCAAAGUACAGUGUCUAAACUGGCUUAGUUUCCCAAAUGUAUCAUAGUGUUAUGGGAGGAAAUUAAAAUAUUGGGGCAAGGUGCAAUAUAUAGUUCAUGAACAUCAAUUGUCAGGCCUUCACCAGAAAUAUCACGUUGAAAAUAGCCCUGAGCAUUUUCAGAACAUUGUUUAUCAUAAUGUACAUUUAAGCUUAUAUUCUGACUUUAAGAGAACGUGUAUAUUUGCAGUUAAUAUUAUCGACCUUAAUGGUAUUGACACUCCAGAAGAUAAACACACUUAUGACUGAGAACUGUCUGAUCUUUAUAUAAUUAGCUCAAAACAGUGCAAAGUGUAACUGGAAGUAAUGUUCCUUCCUAAUGAGGAGAGCAAUGUUAUUUUUUAUUAAUGUUGAAUAAAUAAGAUGCAGAAUCAGCUGCGGCAGGGAUGCAUGUAGGUACUUUUCUUCCUUUAAUUUUUUUUGGACAAAAUACUAACCAUUUGAAUGUAAUUGCAGAAAAUUAUAUUGCACCAUGUGUUAUUUCUGCGUUAAUUCAUGGGUUCCUUUAUUUUUGCUGUACUUUUAAUAAUAUGCCAGGAAGGCAUUUUUACACAGUGAGGCACCAUCUGAGGAGCUGUGUAAAAAACAAACAAUUGGAUUUCUCUCUCGUCCCUUCCUCUCUGUCCAUGCCACCCUCAUUCUCUCUCCCUCUCUCUUUCAAUGUAAAGAAGUUUUCUCUGUAUAUUAUCAACUGCAUGUUUUGUUCCAGUUACUGAUUAAUAAUUACAAAAGGUUGUGAUAUUGUAUCCAGGUCGUCCUGGGCUGCGGCCCUUUCCAUAUUUUGGAUGGAGAUUUCUCUUUGCUGUGUUGCUUGCUGAGCAGAGUAAUAUUGUCUGUACAUGUGGGCUGUGAGUUAGUGCAAAAACAAAACAAAAAAAAUAAACGAAUGCUUCUGUUUUUAUUUUUCAUUUACAGAUUAUGAUCUGUGCAAUUUACUGUAUGGAAAUACUGUACAUAUUUAUAAAUGGUUAACACUUCAAAUUAAAUGAAACACCACAGCC